Messenger RNA from Alligator sinensis (Chinese alligator), 1289 nucleotides. Its product is annotated as fructose-1,6-bisphosphatase 1. Gene Ontology annotation, biological process: fructose metabolic process; fructose 6-phosphate metabolic process; gluconeogenesis. The record is from RefSeq and is a predicted model, not a curated record. Gene Ontology annotation, molecular function: fructose 1,6-bisphosphate 1-phosphatase activity. Bases 35 to 1051 code for a protein of 338 amino acids. The transcript is spliced from 7 exons. Gene Ontology annotation, cellular component: cytoplasm; cytosol. NCBI's taxonomy places the organism in Eukaryota, Metazoa, Chordata, Crocodylia, Alligatoridae.
GGCACUACUUGUCGUCGUCCCUGCCGCCGCCACCAUGACGGACCGUGCGCCCUUCGACACGAACGUGCUGACCCUGACCCGCUUCGUGAUGGAGGAGGGGCGGCGCGCGCGGGGCACCGGGGAGUUCACGCAGCUGCUCAACUCGCUGUGCACCGCCGUCAAGGCCAUCUCCACCGCCGUGCGCAAGGCCGGCAUCGCCAACCUCUAUGGAAUUGCUGGUUCCACCAAUGUGACAGGAGACCAAGUAAAGAAGCUGGAUAUCCUUUCCAAUGACCUGGUGAUUAAUGUGCUCAAGUCAUCCUUCAGCACAUGUGUUAUUGUAUCAGAAGAAAACAAAAAUGCUGUAAUAGUAGAACCUGACAAAAGGGGCAAAUAUAUAGUCUGCAUGGAUCCUCUAGAUGGCUCUUCUAAUAUUGACUGCCUUGUUUCCAUUGGGACCAUCUUUUCCAUCUACAGAAAGACAUCCCCUGAUGAACCUUCUGAGAGAGAUGCUUUGCAGUCUGGGCGUAACAUUGUGGCAGCUGGCUAUGCUCUUUAUGGGAGUGCCACAAUGUUGGUGCUGGCUACUGCUUCUGGUGUCAACUGUUUUAUGCUUGAUCCGGCAAUUGGAGAAUUCAUUUUGGUCGAUAAGGAUGUGAAAAUCAAAAAGAAGGGAAAUAUCUACAGUCUCAACGAGGGCUAUGCUAAAUAUUUUGAUCCUGCAGUCACCGAGUAUAUCAAAAAGAAGAAGUUCCCUGAGGAUGGCAGCUCUCCAUACGGUGCGAGGUAUAUAGGUUCUAUGGUGGCUGAUGUACAUCGUACUCUGGUGUAUGGAGGAAUCUUCUUAUAUCCAGCGAACUCUAAAAGCCCAAAGGGAAAGCUGAGACUCCUCUAUGAAUGUAACCCCAUGGCUUUUGUAAUAGAGAAGGCUGGGGGAAUGGCAACAACAGGGAAUCAGGCAGUGCUGGAUGUAGUGCCUGAGGAUAUCCACCAGAGACUACCCAUUGUCCUGGGAUCACCUGAUGAUGUGCAGGAAUACAUUGACAUAGUCAAGAAGCACUCAACUAAGUGAAAAUUUAGCCGUGAUGCAGCUAAAAUACAAAUUGGAAGAAAAGCCUUACAGCUGAACCAUAGAUUACCCUGUGCAAUACUACUGACUGUGAAUGGUCAAACUUCUGUUGCAGCAAAGCAAAAGAGCCAUAUUUCCAUAAACCUUGUUUAAGGAAAAAAAAAAGAAAAAGAAAAAAACGUUUGUAUUGUGUAACCAAAAUUCAGUCUUCAGUGUGGCAUUAAAAGCAACAUCAAGAGAA